AUCUGGCUCACCUCCGUAACAGACGCCCUCCACCCCACCCCCUCCAACCGCCUCUACCUCCACGGCUUCGACAUCUCGCCCGCGCAAUACCCGUUCACGAAGGACGUCAACCCCUCCCAUGAAACUUUUUUCUCGGUACAUGACAUGCGUGGCCGGUUUCACGAGGACCAACGUGGACGGUACGAUCUUGUGCACCUGCGAUUGUUAGUCGUGGCAUUGAAAGAGGAAGAUUAUCCUGUUGUGGUUCGGAAUGUGGUCGAGUUACUGAAACCUGGCGGCUACCUCCAAUGGGACGAAUGCGAUGCCUCGGCCUUCAACACCGCCGAAGACCCCCCCCUCUCCCACAUCGCGCUGGUCAAGGCUUCUGAUGGGACUAGAUGCUUAAAUUAG
This is a messenger RNA of Aspergillus neoniger CBS 115656, 390 nucleotides long. Its product is annotated as class I SAM-dependent methyltransferase. The transcript has 2 exons. Lineage: Eukaryota; Fungi; Ascomycota; Eurotiomycetes; Eurotiales; Aspergillaceae. The annotation marks the transcript as partial. The record is from RefSeq and is a predicted model, not a curated record.